Myxocyprinus asiaticus (Chinese sucker) is the source of this 7462-nucleotide messenger RNA. Its product is annotated as E3 ubiquitin-protein ligase RNF123-like. Gene Ontology annotation, molecular function: protein binding; ubiquitin-protein transferase activity. The record is from RefSeq and is a predicted model, not a curated record. Lineage: Eukaryota; Metazoa; Chordata; Actinopteri; Cypriniformes; Catostomidae. Gene Ontology annotation, cellular component: cytoplasm. Bases 142 to 4038 code for a protein of 1298 amino acids. The transcript has 39 exons.
AUUUAAGGCAGUGACUGUAGACAUAUUUAAAGAGGAUAGUCCAAUAACACAAUCUGCAGAUCACAAAUACACACCAAAUCAGUGACGACAGCAGGAUAUAUUGAAAAACAACCUAAGAUUGGUGACCUGUCUAGUGGCAAUAUGAGCACAAAGGGUGGCACUGCCCUGUCCCGACGCAACUAUCGCCUGGCAUCUGACACAGACAAACCCAAAGUUACAGGUAUUGUCAAUGAGAAGCUAUUGAGUGAUUAUCUGCAUCAUGUGUUUCCCACCACCGGUAAGAUGGGGCCAGCAUCUGCGACAUACAGAAAAACGUUGACAUUUCAGGAUCUUGGAGCCCAUCUGGAGAAGCUGCUGGCUGAAGAUAAUCUCACAGAAGAUGGAAGAGACCAGGUAGAAGGUUGUCUUGGACCUUCGACUGUUGUCCUGGAUCACAGCAGUGGGUUUGAAGGCCUGUUAUUUGUUGACGAUGAUCUGCUGGGGGUUAUAGGCCACAGCAACUUCAGCUCCAUCAGAGCCACCACAUGUGUCUACAAAGGGAAAUGGGUGUAUGAAGUCCUUAUCUCAUCUCAAGGCCUGAUGCAAAUCGGAUGGUGCACAUUGAACUGCAGGUUCAACCAAGAGGAAGGGGUUGGCGACACGCCAGACUCGUACGCUUACGAUGGAAACAGAGUUCGCAAAUGGAAUGUGACAACCACCAACUACGGCAAGUCUUGGGCUGCUGGAGAUAUCGUCAGCUGUUUGAUAGAUUUGGAUGAAGGAACAAUUACGUUUUGUCUAAAUGGACAGUCCCUUGGGAUCGCAUUCAGUAAUAUUAAGGCGGGGCUGGGCGUCGCAUAUUUUCCUGCGAUCAGUCUCUCGUUUAAAGAGUCUGUAGCAUUCAACUUCGGCAGCCGUCCUCUCAGGUACCCUGUGGAAGGCUACCUUCCUCUGCAAAGCCCUCCUACCGCUGACCUCACCAAAGCCAACAAGCUCCUGGGAUACCUCAAGACUGUUCUGUCCAUCUCUAUUGACACACAGGAGGAAAAGCUAAUCGAGACAGACAGCUCGUCUUGGCAGAUUCAGGGUGAUCCAACAGUCCUGGUCACCCUCGCACAUAUAUUUAACCACUUUGCACCUCUAAUGUGUAAAGUCUACUUGGUGGAAGAUGUGCUGAUGAACUUCCUGUUGGGUAUUCUGGAGGGGGGCGGAUCGGUGGACGAACAUCCACUUAUACAACAACUGUUGGACCUUUUCUGGCUUCUCAUGGAGGACUACGAGGUUAAUGAGUGUUUGAAGCAGCUGAUGAUGUCACUGCUGAGAGCGUAUCGUUUCUCUCCCAUCAUCCCUGACCUGGGCUUUCAGAUUCAUUACCUCCGUUUGACCACAGCAAUCCUGCGUCAUGAGAAGUCCAGGAAAUACCUGCUGAGCAACGUUCUAUUUGACGUGCUGCGGUCUGUGGUCUUCUUCUACAUCAAGACUCCUCUGAGGGUGAAGGAAGCCGGGCUAGAGGAGCUCAUACCAACCACAUGGUGGCCAACACGUAUUGACAAAGAGGGCAAAGACGAGAGAGACACUCGCGAGGAGACGGCAGAUGAGAGGCUGAGACGUCGAGCGUACGAGCGUGGCUGUCACAGGCUCAAAAAGAGGAUUGAGGUUGUGGAGGAGUUACAGGUUCAGAUCCUCAGGCUGAUGCUAAACAACAAAGACAAAGGGACGGGAGAGGCAUCCCGAUACAUUUUCCUGAACAAAUUUCGCAAGUUCCUUCAAGAGAACGCCAGCAACCGAGGGAACCCCACAGUGUUGUGUCCACCGGAAUACAUGGUGUGUUUCUUACACCGGCUCAUCACGGCCAUCAGGAGCUACUGGGAUGAAGGCAAAAGGAAAAGUCCAGGAUCAAUCAGCAGUGAAGAUGCCUAUGUGCCCCCUCAACUCUUCUACAAUGGGAAGGUUGAUUACUUUGACCUUCAACGGUUGGGAGGACUUCUCUCGCAUUUGAAGAAAACUCUCAAAGAUGACCUAGCUGCAAAGGCCAACAUCAUCAUAGACCCGGCGGAGAUCCAGGCCACCACCAUGGACGAUCUGGAUGAGGAUGAGGAGACCGGAGCUGCCCAGAGACCAUCUGGAGCCGUUGCCAUGGGUGGUGCUUUGGCCCGGCCCAGCUGGUUGAGUUCCCCGACGCUGGGCAGAGCCAAUCGCUUCCUGAGCACCGCCGCCGUCAGCCUCAUGACCCCUCGACGACCUCUUGCCCCGCCUGAGAAGGUCAAGGUCCGAACUCUUGCUGUUGAGGAGAGGACAGAGGGAGACAUCGAGGGAAGCCAUGGUAACGAUGGCCUGUUGCUGGGGCGACCGUUAGAAGAGCCUGACCAGCCAAUCACGGAGAAGUCACUGUUAGAGAUUCUGGAUGGAGUCGUGAUGAUGUACAAUCUGAGCGUUCAUCAACAGCUUGGCAAGAUGGUGGUUGUAUCUGAUGAUGUUCAUGAAUACGCUGUCGCCCUCAAAGACACGGAGGAGAAGAUCGCCCGAUGCCCGAGCAAAAGACCGGAUAUUCUAGAAGAGUUGCAAAAGAGCCAAAAAGUGUUUGCUGAGAAGCUGAACCACCUGAGUCGUAGGUUGGCCUGGAUCAACGCUACCAUCUACUCCAAGGAAAAGAUGUUGGAUUUGUACUGGCUCCUGCGAGUGUGUAUUUGCACUAUCGAGCAUGCAGAUAGCACUGGCUCUCUUUUCGCCUUCAUGCCGGAGUUCUACCUCAAUGUGGCCAUGAACAGCUACAGCGCCCUCAAGAACUACUUCAGCCUCUCCAACUGCAUGGAAGAACUUCCAGGUUAUGAGAACACGCUCACACAGCUUGCGGCAAUUCUCGCCAAACACUUUGCAGAUCCACGCAUCAUCGGGACGGAUAUCAAAGACUCACUGAUGCAGGCUUUGGCCAGUUAUGUGUGUUACCCGCAGUCACUGCGUGCUGUUGAGAGGAUCCCAGAGGAACAGCGAAUGGCUAUGAUGAGGAACUUACUAGCUCCGUAUGAACAAAGACCCUGGGCUCAAACCAACUGGAUCCUGGUUCGUCUUUGGCGGGGUUGUGGGUUUGGCUACAGAUACACUCGACUGCCUCACUUGCUGAAAACCAAACCUGAGGAUGCCAACCUACCCAGCCUACAGAAGCCCUGCCCAUCGCUUCUGCUGCAGAGACACAUGGCUGAACUGCUCAGUCAGGAUAAAGACAUGGCUGCCAGCUUCCUCAACAGUGUAUUAAACCAGCUCAACUGGGCCUUCUCUGAAUUCAUCGGCAUGAUACAGGAGAUCCAGCAGGCGGCCGAGCGACCAGAGAGGAACUUUGUGGACACGAGGCAGCUGAAGGUGUGUGCAACCUGCUUUGACCUCUCUGUCAGUCUGUUACGGGUUCUAGAAAUGACCAUUACUCUAGUGCCAGAAAUAUUCCUGGACUGGACCCGCCCCUCCGCUGAGCUGCUGCUACGCCGAUUGGCUCAGCUCCUGAACCAAGUGUUAAAUCGAGUCACGGCAGAACGAAACCUGUUUGACCGAGUGGUUAACUUGCGUCUUCCAGGCCUGGAAAGUGUUGAUCAUUACCCCAUCCUAGUGGCUGUUACGGGGAUAUUGGUGCGCAUUCUGGUAGACUCGGACAAACAAGGGAUCUCAAGGGCUUCAUCAGUGCUAUUGUCAGAUCCUUGUUUCCAGCUUCAGUCCGUCCAGUACCUGGUCGGAGAGGGAGAGGGCGGAGCCACAGUCGCCGAUCGCAAACACUUCUCUCUGCACGCAUAUACGGACUACAUCAGCGCAGAAGAAGAGCAGAAGGUAGAACAGAUGCUGGUUUUUCUGACAGAGGAUUCCAAACAGGCAGCGGCCAGCACAGCACCGACCAGUGAGGAUGAUCUCUGCCCAAUCUGCUAUGCACACUCCAUAUCGGCAGUCUUCAAGCCCUGCUCCCACAAAUCCUGCAAGGCCUGUAUCAAUCAACACUUGAUGAAUAACAAGGACUGCUUCUUCUGCAAGGCCACUAUCACUGGAGUGGAUGAUUAUACCAAACCGGCCUCCUCUUAGCAUGCCCAUCACACACACUCAGUGUUCAAAAGCUUUGGGUACUGAAAAUCAACAUGAUGUACACUUUCCCCAAAGACACACACAAAAAAAACCACACAUACGCUGACUGGAAACAUUGUUUCUACUACAAAUUGGUCCACUCGAACUUCCAAACCCUCGAAAAAUCAUUUAUGUGGACUUCCAUGUUCAACCUGUUUGUUUUUUUCUGCCAACUUAACCCCUCUGUGUUGGCAUAUCAUAACAUUUUGUCCUCUGGCAAAUGGAACGAGGCUUUGUAAGGCAACAGUCUUUCCCAGAUGUCUUUGUGAUGAAUGGAAGAGAUCGUGUUUAGAGGUUGUGACAGAGUAGGAGGAAAGCUGAAUCUGGAAGACUGCUGGGAUACAACAAAGAGGAAAUGACAAAUCCUCCCUCAGAUGGACAACUUGCUAUCCUCCUCAGUCCAUUGUCUCAAUGUAUUCUCUUCCUCAUCCAUUUUCCUCUUUCAUCUCUCUUUUUCUUCACUAUUCUUAUUUCUUCAUCCCUUCCUUUUUUCUCCCUUUUCCCCUUCCUCCUUCCUUUUCCUUUUCCAAUACACUAUAUUUUCUCUUCCCUUUUCCUCUCCCCCUUCCUUUUCCUCUUCCAAUUAACUUUCUUUUCUCUUCCCUUUUCCCCUUCCUUUUCCUCUUCCAAUUCACUUUCUAUUCUCUUCACUUUUCCCUUCCUCCUUCCUAUUUCUCUUCCAGUUUAUUUCCUUUUCCCCUUUCCCAUUCCUCCUUCCUUUUCCUCUUCCAAUACACUAUAUUUUCUCUUCCCUUUUCCUCUCCCCCUUCCUUUUCCUCUUCCAAUUCACUUUCUUUUCUCUUCCCUUUUCCCCUUCCUUUUCCUCUUCCAAUUCACUUUCUAUUCUCUUCACUUUUCCCUUCCUCCUUCCUAUUUCUCUUCCAGUUUAUUUCCUUUUCCCCUUUCCCAUUCCUCCUUCCUUUUCCUCUUCCAAUACACUGUAUUUUCUCUUCCCUUUUCCUCUCCCCCUUCCUUUUCCUCUUCCAAUUAACUUUCUUUUCUCUUCCCUUUUCUUGUCCCCUUCAUUUUCCCCUUCCUUCUUCAUGUUCCUCGUCCAAUUCAUUUUCUUUUCUCUGCCCUUUCCCCCCACCCUUCCUUUUCCUCUUCCAAUACACUUUCUUUUCUCUUCCGUUUUGGAGAAGAGGAAGAGGGGGAGUCAAAAGGGAGUGAAAAGAAGAAAAAAGAAGUGGGAGAGGAAGGGGAAGAGGAGAAGAAAGGGAAUAGAAAAGAAAGUGAAUUAGAAGAGAAAAAGGAAGGAGGAAUGGGGUAAAAGGAUGAGAAAAUAAAGUGAAUUGGAAGAGGAAACCUUCCUCUUACUAUUUCCUCUGUCUCUUUUCUUCUUCCACUUCACUUCUCUUUCUCUUCCCUUUCCCUUUCCCCCUUCUUGUUCUCUUUUCCCUUCCCUCUUCAUCCUCCCUUUCGCUGUUCCUCUUCUCUUGCUCUUGUCUCUUCCUUUUUUCUUCCUUUUCCGCCUACUCCCUUUUCCUCUUACAUUAUCCUCUUUUUUCACCUUCCUCCUCUCUUCCUUUUUCAAUUACCUCUCUCUUCCUAUUUCACUUCACUUUCUCUUCCCUUCCUUUUCUUUUCCUCUUACCAUUUCCUCUUCAAUUUAUUUUUCUUUUCACCUUCCUCUUCCCAUUACUCUCUUCUUGUUCUCUUCUCUCCCCUUCUUCCUCUUUUCUUUUCUAUUCCUUUUCCCUUUCUCCUUUCUCCCAUUUCCUCUUCUUAUUCUCUUCCUCUUAUUUUCCCCUUCCUUCUCCCCUUCCUACCCUUUUUUUUCUCCAUCCUCUUCUUACUUUUCCUAUUUUCUCUUCCCUUCCUUUCCUCCUCCCUUUUCCUUUUCCUCUUCCCUUUAUCUUUACCUUUUUUCUUCUCGCUCUUCUCUUCCUCUUCCUAUUUUCUCUACUAUCUCUCUUUGCAAACUCUGUUUAAUAUAAUAUCAGGAAGGCAGACAAAAACUCUAUAUGCAUUUGGUAAAGUAUUUUAUACUCUACUGACAGCCAUAUUUGAAAUGACAAUAUGUAGUAACACUAAGCAGAACCUUCAGUCAGUUCUGAUUGUUGUACAAGAAAAGAUCAAAGGUUAAAAAAAUAACUCAUACACACAAAGGAGUUACAUUCACUAGUCAUACAAUAUAUGUAAAAUAAAAGAGUUUUAUUAAGGAUUUAUAAAGCAUCAUACAGAAUAAGAUCUACUUAAAGUUAUAUAUGGUUUUGAAAUAAAACAGUUUACAGUUAGACAAAUUUGAUUUGUGGGACAGUAGUAAGAGUUCAUGUUUGAGAGAAAUGCUUUAAUGCUAUGCCAACGUCUUCAAAACACUUUGACCCACUAUUGUGCAACAUUUGUCAUUACUUGUCAAGACCAUACAACUUACGACCUGUUCAAUCUGCUCCCUGCAACAUUUUUUCCUACCAGAACUUUAGUACGUGUGGUCUGUCAAUAAUGGUGUGGUCAUAGUGGAUGUUCUCAAAAAACCCUCAACCUUUUUCAUUCUAAGACAUUUCCUUCAGUCUUUUACAUUAGUGCCUAGACUGCUGUACUCGUAAUGAAACACAAACAGACAUCUAGAUUUAAGUGCUUUACUCUUGUGUGCAAGGAGAUAGACAACCCAGAAUCCUUUACUAAUGGAUUAUGUUGUAACAUCGACUCAGAAUCCAUUGCCUUGCCACGGUUAUCUUAAAAGGAUAUUUAGCCAUUGACAGUUCCAGUGUUCUACACCAAAUAAAAGUGUGGUGGUUUGACCCAGUUGAAAACCUACAAAUAAUUAGAGAGGAGGACAGAUGGCUAGAUACAAAUUGAGCCAAGAUUGGAGGUGGACUUUAGCACAGCUUUGCUUGUCAAUAUACAAACAGAUUGAUUUUCCUUCCAAAGUUAUCAUAUGCUACUUACAUAAUAAUGCACACAGACUGUUUAUUUCAAACACCUAGGGAAUUUGCUAUGACAUGGAAACCACUGCAGUUCUAAUCACUUUAAAACGAAUAUUAAGUAUGAAUUAUCUAAACCAAAAGAAUAUUUGGGUGACAACUUCACUCAUUUGGACUGUUAAAGCAUUUCUCACAGUGUGGUGUAAUGUUGUUUUCAAACAGGGGGUGCAUGAUUUAAUUUGGGACCCCCCCUGUAUAGCUCUUUACUUUUAGGUGUGUGUGAUGAAGACGUGUGUUUGCGGUGAGUGUGCAGACUAAUUUAAUUUAACAAACGGUUUCCACUCUCAGGCAUCUGCUUCUGUUGUCAAAGGGAAUUUUAGGUUAGUUGAACAAUAUUUAAAGGACUGUUGAUGUUUUUGUUUUGGUCAGAAAGAUGGCAACUUUUGUUUUUUGUUUUCAUUUUUGUGAGAGUGUACAUGUAUUGAUGUAAUAUUACCUUAAAAUUUUUUAUCUGAAAUGUC